Molecule: messenger RNA, 1857 nt
Organism: Vombatus ursinus (common wombat)
Lineage: Eukaryota; Metazoa; Chordata; Mammalia; Diprotodontia; Vombatidae
Product: disintegrin and metalloproteinase domain-containing protein 1a-like
Biological process (GO): male gonad development; proteolysis; binding of sperm to zona pellucida
Cellular component (GO): sperm head plasma membrane; plasma membrane; external side of plasma membrane
Molecular function (GO): metalloendopeptidase activity
Source: RefSeq, a predicted model, not a curated record
ACUAUUAUGUGCCAGGUGCUAGAAUACAAAGACAAAACCAAGAUAAUGUCUCUUUGGAGAGAUCACUUUCUAUUUGGGAAUCCAGAUCAUCGCAGACAAGAGAUACCUGGAACCAAGCUCAGGGUCCUCUCAGAUCUCUGGCUCCCAGCUAUGGAAUUUUGGGAUUCAAAUACCUAGCAGAGGAACGGAUGUCUGCUGCUGUGGGGGGUGGGGUGGCCACUGUGGGCUGACAGAGGAACGAGAGAUGAUUUUUCUUUCUUCCCUGAGUCCUAUCUUGGGCAAGGAGAUUAGUAGCUGGUACCCCCAUUGUGAGAAGAAAAAAGAGGUCAUUCAGGGUACCCCAAGGAGAAAUGAGGUUGCUGCUAUUUCAAGGAGGUCACAGAAAGAGAUACCGUCUGAAGGACAAAAGUGAGGUUCAUGGAGGAAGUGAGGACGCCCAGUGGGUCAUCUGAGAACCUUGGGAUUCUCUGGGGCUGAGAAUCAACACUCUCUAGAGCUCUAAGAGAAAGGACCACAUUAUUGAGAGAACCAGCAGGGAGGGAUCUGAGGGACAGAGACCCAACAUCAUCAACGUCUCCACUUGGGUUAUAAUUGUGACUGUAGCUCUGGUUAGAUCCAUUCAGCCCUCUCCUGGAGAGGAGACUGAGACAAUGUUGCCAUUGAAGGCCUCCAAGAUGGAAGGCAUAGGUGUGGGUCUGGGAUUUUCCCUUAUUGGUUUGGGAAGUUUGCUAUUGGUAGGGAUGCUUUUCACAGGAAUGUCCUAUGCCCUGGGAGCAAUAGAUUACUCUUAUGAAAUAGUCAUGCCCAGAACAUGCCUUAACAUUCAAGGGCAGGGAAUACCCAGAAAGAAAAGUAUCCUACCUGUUAUACAUGAGAGGCAAGAGACUUGUGGUUCACCUGAAGCUGAAAAAAAGGGUUUUUUGUCAAGAACUUCCUGUCUACACCUACACCAAAGAAAUCUUAGACCUGGAUUUCCUUUUUAUCCAAGAUGAGUGUUAUUAUGAUGGAUACAUAGAAGGUGAGCUGGGGUCCCUCGUGUCCCUCAGCACCUGUUCAGGCCUCAGGGGCAUCAUGACCAUCCAGAAAACAGUCUAUGGCAUUGAGCCCAUUGAAACAUCGAGGCAGUUUGAACACAUCUUAUAUCGCAUGGAUGGGCACCUCCAAAGCUCCUGCAGAGUGACCGCAGAAGAAAGCCAAAGGUUCAGAAGCAGUGUGCAGAAACAGAGAAAAGAAGAGAAAGAGACACUUGAAAGCGAGGCCCUGAACUACAUCUGGUCCCACACCAAGUACGUGGAGAUGUUUGUCGUGGUUGACAACAGGCGGUUCCAAAUGUGGAAUAGCAACGUGACCAAGACAGUGCAGAUGGUGAUGGACACCCUUGCCCACGUUAACACCUACAGCCAGGGAAUCCACGUUCAGGUGGUCCUGGUGGGUUUGGAGAUCUGGACGGAGAGGGACCAGGUGGGGAUUUCUGGGGACCUGCGGGAAGUGCUGCAGAAUUUCAACCACUGGAGAGGAGAGGAGCUGGUCAGUCGGGCAAAGCACGAUGUUGCCCAUCUCAUAGUAGGCUACGAUCCAGGAGAGUACACGGGGGAAGCAUUUCUCAAUGGGGCCUGUGUGUCUGAGCUUUCAGCAGGAGUCGAAUCUUUCUGUCAUGAAGAUGCUACUGUCUUUGCAGUGCUCAUGGUCCACGAGCUGGGCCAUAACCUUGGCAUGAGGCAUGACCACCCGUCUUGCGUGUGUCCUGACCAGCCCUCCUGCAUCAUGCUUGGAACUGUCAGCUCUGAGAGUAGUUUCAGCAACUGUAGCUUCAAGGAUUUCUACGAAUUCCUGCGCCAGCACAAAGGGUCCUGCCUG